Molecule: messenger RNA, 3193 nt
Organism: Paramuricea clavata
Lineage: Eukaryota; Metazoa; Cnidaria; Anthozoa; Malacalcyonacea; Plexauridae
Source: the annotation of a GenBank genome assembly
AGAAUGAUCAUUGAUAUAUUCCAGUAUUAAUACCAUACCGUUAAUUGUCAUGCAGCCCAAAUCCACAAUUAUACAAGUCUUUAGAAAUAUAAUUAAAACAUUAACAAGUGAGAAAAGGUUGAAUUUUAUUCCUGGAAGUCCACCUUUAAUUCCCGCAAGAUUCCAACAAUAUAUGAAACAAUAUAGAACAAAGAGCAACGAAAUCUUCUCUGUGAUUCGUAAAGAAAAUCCUUAUUUUACGCCAAAAUUAUAAAAAUUUUAUAAUAUAUAUAUUUGGAAAUUUAUAACACUCUAAAUGUAUAGCGAUGUAUCUACGACAAUCCCCGACUCGUAACGAGAUCGCCUUUAUAACCUUUGGUGUAUCCGAUUAAGCAAUCCAAGUACUCCAACUAUUCCAAGAUGGAGGAAUGACGUUUGUUUUUAUAUCUUUAAUUAUUUUUGUCUAAAAUGAGUAAGCGAGUGCAUACAACUGCAUCUUCGAGAUUAAAACAAGAUUAUUUAAGAAUAAGGAAAGACCCAGUGCCUUAUGUGACGGCUGCGCCUUUGCCAACUAAUAUUUUGGAAUGGUAUGUCUUUCACUUUUGGAAAACAAUCAAAACAUGAGAUACUUUAUAAUAUUAUAAAUGUAAAUAAUUUUAAGUAAGAAAGUCCUCCACUAACGAGGUGUUUUUUUUGCAGGCAUUAUUGUGUAACAGGGCCAGAAAAGACUCCAUAUGAAGGCGGUUAUUAUCAUGGAAAACUUGUUUUCCCAAAGGAAUUUCCAUUUCGUCCACCAAAAAUAUUAAUGAUUACGCCAAAUGGACGUUUUAAAACAAAUACAAGGUAAAAUAAUGCAUACCGUCAAUGCAAAUUCAACUGUAGUUUCAUGAGGGGAGAGUGGUUACCAGACUGCUAAGUUUCCAUAGUGGAAAGUACGCUUUGGCUGCCGCCCAGUGUGGAAAGUUUGUAUCGUGUGGCGGAUAUCUCCGGCGUGCAAUUUUGAUGCUUUCUAAUAUUUACUAUUAAAUUUUCGAAAUCUCCGGCACGCAAUUUCCAAACUUUCCAGUCAGGGCUGCUGCAGGAGACUGGCGCGGUUGACAACACCAUGCAUUCUGUUUUCCCUCAAUGCCAAUAAUAUGCUGUCGCAGGCAAAAAAUUCAAACGACUACACAUAUAUACCGCUGACCACUGAACAGUAAACAUUGAAGCCAUCACUCUUAAAAAAAAGAUGUGCUAUUUUUUGUUGAAUAAUUAAUGGUCAUUCCAGAAAAGGUCCAUACCACCCCCACGGAGGAAAUUGGAAGUUAACCCCCUACCCCCUUCGGAUGUCCUAAUACAUUUACUAUUGUUAGAAACAAUUUUGUCUCCCCUCCCCCUCCGGACGGCAGAAAUUUCCUCCGUGGGGGGAGUGUGGAUCUUUUCUGGAACGACUCAAUACAUCUUAAGUUGUGUAGACACAACACAUGGUUACACACCACUGGUGUGUCACCCAAAUUGUGCCACAGGUAUUUCCCCAACUAUUUCUGCCACAGAAUUCUGCCACACUAUCAAUUUUACAGUUUUUCUGCUGCAAAAUUUUGCCGCAUCAGCAGUUUUUUACCUUUGCCUGCCACGGGAGAUCUCCUGUUAAAGUGCCCAACUUUCCACCAUGGCUAAGUUUGUGCAUGCCAAAGUUUUCUCUGAUUAAUCAGGGAUGGCAAAAUUGUAUGUGGACAAUCUUCGAUGCACAUCAAACGUGGCAGUCAGGAGUAUUUAGUGACCUUUCAACUUUAUCAUUCAAAUAUACACUUGUGUAAUUUAUGUUCACAUUAAUAGCAUGUGAUGAGUAUUUCAGUUUACCAAACAAUUCUCAUUGUACUCUGGUUUCAUUUCAUAAAGGGAUGGUUAUUACUGGACCUCCAGGGAGAACAGUUUAGUCACAACAUAUACAGGAAUAAGAAACAUUUAAGGCUGUUUAUCACUAUGGUUGCUUUGCCUGUGCGAGACAAGCGAAGCAUGUACUGUAGCAGUCCAGCUUCAAAGUUUACAGUCUGUGUUAGCCCUCCUAGGCACUGUCACGAUGCAAGUUAAACCACACCCAACUAUUUUGUGCACAAGUGACUAAUUAUACAUGUGACUUGAAACAAUCGCUUGUCCUGCAGAGGCAAAGUGACAUUAUAAUGGAAAACUGUCACAACCAAAUGCAAGCAACAGUAAAAGAAUAUUUGCCUUCAGGUUAUGUUUGUCAAUCAGUGAUUUCCAUCCUGACACUUGGAACCCAGCUUGGUCUGUCUCAACAAUACUCACAGGAUUACUUAGUUUUAUGGUAAGAUUCACAAAAUAUUGGGCAUGCAAAUUUAGGUUGCCAACAUAUUCUCUCUGGUGGGAAUUAGUAGGAAAUAACCUGGAAACAGGGAUGUGUUAACUGGCAACAAUUCUAACUGCACUUUAAUUAUAAAUAACUGAACUUUGUCUAAUGCAGGUUGAAACAUCACCAACACUAGGAAGUAUUGAAACCCAUGAAUAUCAGGUAAUUAAUUAUUCCACUUGUAUGCUGAGAACAGAAUUAAAUUUGUAGUAAUGUAUUUAAAAUGUUUCUGGUAUUUUUUUAGAAAAAGCAACUAGCAUUAAGUAGUGGUGAAUUUAAUAUAAAAAAUGAAAUUUUUUGUGAAUUAUUUCCUGAAAUAUGCGAGGUAAGAUCUCAGUCAUAUAAAUAUAAUAAUAAUCAUCUGAUAUAAUUGUGACAAAAAAUAAUUAUUACAAUAAAUUAAUAAACAUGACUUUUAAUAUUUGCAAGGAGAUCAAAAUAAAACUUAAAGAAAGAGGUGAACACGAAGUUCAACAAACAAUCCCAAACACAACAUCCAGUGGUCAUGAAGAGAAUGAAGGCCUUGUUGGAAGUACUAUUGCUAACUUAGUUGUAAUUGUAGGCUUUGCAGCUUUUGCAUAUACUGUGAAAUGCGUGAUUCGUGCUGUUGGCAGCAGUUAGACAAGAACCUUUGUAUAGGAAUCAUAGUUAGGUCAAAUAUACAGUAUAAACCUUUACCAUAGGUGUGGCCCAUCAGGAUACCAAGAGAUGUUCCUGUGCUCAAAAUAUGCUUUUUGUCCUAACAUACUAUUAAAAUUAAAUGCUAUUCAAAGUAGGAUUUACCUUUUUACUCUCUUGAAAAUUAAAACCAUCACAAUAAUUAUAAAUUAAAACAUUGAAAUUUACAAUUGUACAUUGAGUGUUAGG